AUGGAGAACAAAAAAUUGCCAAAAAAGGCAAAUCAUGCGUUUUCGUCCUUUUAUCCCUCCUGUGAGGGCCUCGCACUAGAAGUUGGCCCCUGGAAGCCGCUGGGCUCGGCCCUCCAGCCAGAACUGCUCAGUGUGCCUUCUUCCCCAGCUGCGCGCGAGCCCAACCGCCUGGCUGUCUGCGCCUGCCUGGACCAUGAUUCUCAAGGAGCAUGCCUGCACCUCACGGUGCCACGCAAGAUAGGAGGGAGCAGGAGCGGAGCUCGGGAAGGGAAGAUGAUUUAUGUCAUUACAGUUGAUGGGGAACCGCACACCCUAUACCUCAGGAAACACUCAUUCUUAUCCGAGAAUUUUUUGAUUUCUGUGUAUAACGAAACUGGAUCUUUGCAUUCCGAAUCUUCUUAUUUUAUGACGCAUUGUCAGUACCGAGGACACAUUGCAGAAAUUCCAGAUUCUGUUGUGACAGUCAGUGUCUGUUCGGGACUUAGGGGGUUUCUGCAGUUUGAAAAUAUCAGCUAUCGAAUUGAACCAUUGGAAUCUUCAGCGAGAUUUGAGCACAUAGUUUAUGAAGUGAAAAACGGCAAUCCAACGUUAGCAGAAAAUUACACCAGAAUUUGGCUAAAGGACCAGGCGUAUAAAGUUCAUUUAAAUGCUCAGGAUGAAAAACAUUCACAACUAUUACCCCGAUUUCUAAAAAUGCACAUAAUAAUCGAAAAAUCUUUGUAUGAUUAUAUGGGAUCUGAAAUUAUGAUGGUAACACAGAAAAUUAUCCAGAUUCUUGGGCUUGUCAACACUGUCUUUGCUCAGUUCAAACUGGCUAUUAUACUGUCCUCCUUGGGACUGUGGUCAGACAAAAACCAAAUUUCUACCGACGGAGAUGUCGAUGAUGUUUUACAAAGACUUUUGGACUGGAAACGUGGCUCUCUAGUCCUACAGCCCCUUGAGAUAACACACUUACUCAUUUAUGGGAAGCAUCCUCAGCGCAUCGGAGCCACGUUCCCUGGUGCAAUAUGCAAUGAAAGCCACAGUGUGGGUGUUGCUGUGUAUCCAGAAGAUAUAGGUUUAGAGGGAUUUUCAGUGAUUAUAACUCAGCUGAUAAGUGUUAACAUGGGACUGACAUAUGAUGAUGUCAGGAGAUGUUCCUGUUCCAGAGCUACAUGCGUGAUGCAGCUGGAAGCCCUGAGCUCCAGUGGUAUAAGGACUUUUAGCAACUGUAGCGUGCAAGAGUACAAGUAUUAUGCUUCGAAAUUUGAGGUGAAAUGUCUUCAUAACCUUUUAAAUGUGCAACCAUUACCUGAAAAUCAAUCAGUGUGUGGCAAUGGGAUUUUGGAACCUAAUGAGGAAUGUGACUGUGGUAAUGGAACAGAGUGCCAAUUUAAAGAAUGCUGCGACUAUGAGACAUGCAGACUGAAAGGCUCAGCCAGAUGUGGGUCUGGACCGUGCUGUACCUCCAGUUGUGAACUAUCAGCCGCAGGCACUCCUUGUAGGAAGAUUACUGACCCAGAGUGUGACUUCACAGAAUACUGUGACGGAAACUCUAGCCACUGUGUUCCAGACACGUUUGCAAUCAAUGGCCAUGUGUGCAGGUUGGGAUCUGCAUAUUGUUACAAUGGACAGUGCCAAGUUGUUGAUGACCAGUGUGCCCAUUUAUUUGGAAAAGGUGCUCAAGGCGCUUCCUACGCCUGUUUUGAAGAAGUUAAUUCUCUACAUGAGAGGUCUGGAAAUUGUGGUUUUAAAAAUUCACAACCAUUACCUUGUGGACAAAAGGAUGUUCUCUGUGGAAAAUUAGCUUGUGUUCAGCCACAUAGAAAUCAUUACAAAAGUGCUGCUCAUUCUGCAGCGCACUCCUAUGUCUAUGACAGUGUGUGUCUGUCCAUACCUCCUGGGUCAUCUGUGAGAGCAGAUGGACAAGAUAAUGCCUACGUCGCUGAUGGCACUGCAUGUGGACCGCAGAUGUAUUGUAUAAACAAAACCUGCAAAGAAGUUCAUUUGAUUAGACAUGACUGUAACGCCACUAAAAAAUGCAGAGGGAAUGGGAUCUGUAAUAACUUUGGUAACUGCCAGUGCUUUCCGGACUAUAGCCCUCCAGACUGUGAACUGCAGAUGGGAUCACCAGGGGGCAGUGUUGAUGACGGAAAUGUCCUGAGGGCCGAUAUGUUUUUUGUUAAAAAGCACUUCAGUAAACAUCAAGACAACUGGCUGAUUCUGAGUUUCUUCAUUUUACUGCCAUUUUUUAUAACUUUCAUCAUUGCCGUUGUGAAGAGAAAUGAAAGAAAAAUCUUGCCUCAGAGAGAACACAGACUGUGA
Nannospalax galili (Upper Galilee mountains blind mole rat) is the source of this 2304-nucleotide messenger RNA. It is a transcript of the gene Adam18, whose product is annotated as ADAM metallopeptidase domain 18. Gene Ontology annotation, cellular component: plasma membrane. Lineage: Eukaryota; Metazoa; Chordata; Mammalia; Rodentia; Spalacidae. Gene Ontology annotation, molecular function: metalloendopeptidase activity. Bases 1 to 2304 code for a protein of 767 amino acids. Gene Ontology annotation, biological process: binding of sperm to zona pellucida; proteolysis; cell adhesion. The record is from RefSeq and is a predicted model, not a curated record. The transcript has 19 exons.